AAAUUCUCAAACAAAAUCUAUCCAUUUUUAAAUGAUUACAGUAAACAUUCUCAUUGCCAAUUGAACAACCCAUCUUUUCUACUUUAUGCACCUCACGUUUCCAUUUUUAACAAAAUAACAAGAAACCAGACAACUAUCUCCAUUUUCAUAUCUUGCUUCGUCCUAAAUUCACUCUUUGCUUGUUUCCAACAUUGAUUUUCCAGUGGGUUUCAGGGUUCAUCUUCUCAUGUAACAAUAUGGUAUUAAGAGCACAUGAGCAUGAAAAACGAGCCGCGAAGAAGUGGAAAUCGUUUUCAGCAAAAGUGAUAUUAGAGAUUAAAAGGAAAAACGGCAAUUGUAGUAGUAAGCAUAAACAAGUUCAUAAUUAUUCUGAGUCUGAAGAGAAUUACUGUACACUUGAUUACACAGAUUCUGAUAAAAAUCAGAAUUAUUGUCUCAUUAAUUAUUGUGGUCUUAAAGUGGAUGAUAAUAGUAAAAUUCCUAAAGUAGAAAAACCUCCAGCUGGUAAAUUUCGUGAGACCAAAGAAGAUCCCAAGAAGAUGAAGCCUGACAAAAUUUCAGAUGCGGAAAUGAUCAAGGAAAGGUUCGCCAAGUUGUUAUUAGGCGAAGAUAUGUCCGGUGGUGGAAAAGGAGUUUCGUCGGCUCUGGCCUUGUCAAAUGCUAUUACCAAUCUGGCAGCUUCUGUAUUCGGCGAGCAAUAUCGGUUAGAACCUAUGUCAGCUGAAAGGAAAGCAAGGUGGAGAAAAGAAAUUGAGUGGCUUUUAUCGGUAUCCGAUCACAUUGUUGAAUUUGUACCUUCUCAGCAGACAUCCAAAGAAGGUGUAAACAUGGAGAUAAUGGUGACACGGCAACGAACCGAUUUGCACAUGAAUAUUCCUGCUCUUCGUAAGCUUGACGCCAUGCUGCUUGACUAUUUGGAUAAUUUUAAAGAUCAGAAUGAAUUCUGGUAUGUGUCUAGGGAUGCCGAGGACGCUGAGAAAAGAAAAGACGAUAAGUGGUGGUUACCAACGGUAAAAGUACCGCCAGAAGGGCUAUCAGAUGUCUCAAGAAAGUGGCUUCUUUUUCAAAAGGAAUCAGUGAAUCAAGUACUCAAAGCAGCCUUGGCUAUUAAUGCUCAAGUUCUUGCAGAAAUGGAAGUUCCAGAGGACUACAUUGAUUCUCUUCCAAAGAACGGAAGAGCAAGUCUUGGUGAUUCGAUUUAUCGGAGUAUCACUGAGGAAUAUUUCGAUCCCGACGAAUUCCUGUCUACACUAGACUUAUCUACGGAGCACAAGAUUUUAGACUUGAAGAACAGGAUAGAGGCAUCCGUCACAAUAUGGAAAAGGAAGAUGAUUCACAAAGAUCAGAAAUCUUCUUGGGGUUCUGCGGUUAGUCUGGAGAAACGCGAGCUCUUUGAAGAGAGAGCAGAAAGCAUUCUAGUUCUCCUCAAACAAAGAUUUCCUGGCAUACCUCAGUCCUCUCUCGACAUUAGCAAAAUUCAAUACAACCAGGAUGUAGGACAGUCAAUUCUAGAGAGCUAUUCAAGGGUGCUAGAAAGUUUGGCAUAUACCGUUACGUCGAGAAUCAAUGAUGUUCUUUAUGCUGAUUCGUUAACGCAAAAUCCAGCGUUAGCUAUAUCGAAAAGAAUGCUUUCAAUGGAUACUACACCGAAAGCGCUAGGACUAGUGAAAUUCUCUGAAGAAGAGAUUGAGAAAGUGAAUUCAACGGAAAUACCUUCUCCCAUGACACUACUAGAUUUCAUUGACUGGAGCGCCGAACAAAGCGAUAAAACACCAAAGAAAAACGAAGAAUUGGAUAAUCUAGAAGAGUUCUUGAAUGGUAAAGGGGUGACAAAACCUGCGACUAUCAAUGUACUCACUAAGAAGGCUUCUUAUGUUGACAGCUUGGGGCGCCUGUCCAACCCCAAAUUCGUGAUCUAGUGCCGAAAGCUUGCAUUCUAUACCGUUGUAGAGUCGAACAGAAGGAGAAUGGGAGUGCGAAUAAAAAUGGUAAAAUUAUAGAGUAUAUACAGAUCGAACGCGUGUGUUCAUCAUUUUACCCAAACCAGAGUUUUAAAUUUGAUUCUGUUGCCUUCAGAUGAUUUUUAUUGAUUCUCUAUUGCGCUUAAAAAAAAAAUGAAUUACAGAACUAGGAUUGUAGGUUUAUAGAGAACUCAUGUACAUAUAAGAGAAGCGUACUCGAACCUGACUUAUUUUACUACGCUGAAAAUCAAGCUCAUUGAGCAAGAUAUAUGUAUUAAUUAACAUCCCUCAGUUUCUAAGGCCAUUGUACUUUUGCUACCAUCACCCAUUGUCGUUAUGCUAUGUGUGCAACACAGUAAUUUAUCAACAGGAGUCAUCCUCAUUAAUCCG
This is a messenger RNA of Papaver somniferum (opium poppy), 2351 nucleotides long. RefSeq names its product rop guanine nucleotide exchange factor 9-like. Lineage: Eukaryota; Viridiplantae; Streptophyta; Magnoliopsida; Ranunculales; Papaveraceae. The coding region runs from base 237 to 1919 and encodes 560 amino acids. The record is from RefSeq and is a predicted model, not a curated record. The transcript has 7 exons. Gene Ontology annotation, molecular function: guanyl-nucleotide exchange factor activity.